AUAAAGCCGCCAUUAGCGGUUUUGCCUCUCUUCCUCGCUUCCUUCCUGAUCGACUCGACUUCUCUGCACGGUCGAUGCGAGUGCGACUGCGUGGGGAAGAGCUAGCGCACGACUCGGUUUGUUUUCCUCUGAUUGGUCAAAUUAGAAGCAAGGCGUGGUUCUUGAACCCCUGGCUUUUUUACGAGAAGAAAUCGCGUCGCCUCAUUCAUAGAGCCGAAAUUCCCCUUGUUCUUUCCCUAAGGUUAGCAGUCGAACAUUCUUCGCACGAAGAGCCGUAGAGAGAAUGACGAAAAUGGGCGAGUCUGGGUAAUUCUGACAGCCACUCGGAGAUCUUUUGCUUUGAAACAGCUACGCUCCUGGUUGACGGCCCAUGGCGAGCUCCGUUCCGUGAAAUCCGCUUCGUUCAGAUACUCGUUAUUUCCAGCACUGUCAUAGCAUCCAGCAUCGCGGUAGCUCGUUCAUCCCUUUGGGUCGUCACUUAGCUUCGGAAGUCCCAGCCCAGGUUCGGAAGUUGCGCAGAACCAACUUCAAUUCAGGAGGUCGUCUAAUCACCCAGUUCUGAAGAAUCUUGAGAAACUUCCCUAAGGAGCGGAGAGGAUCGUGACGCCAUGCUAGGAAGUCUUUAAUUACCCGGAUCUGGAGGAGGUGGCGAAUAAGGAGAGGGGGUCGCUGAAUAAGCUCCUUUUGCGCGGUAUUCGUCCGCGAAGUGCGGGGAUCUUUCUUGAUAUUCCAACCAGGAGAUACUUCACGCGAAGAAUUUCAAGAUGGAUUCCCUGAGGGCGGGAGCCCACGUGAUGACGUCAUCUCUUCUCUACACCAUCUCGUCCGGUCCCUCUUUCUCGUCCGACUUUUGGCCUUCCUUCUGCGGACCACACGACCCCUACUCCCAACACUGCCUCACCGCCUCGCUCCUUUCCCCCCCCCCCUCCUCCCCUCCUCUCUCCUCCACCUCACCCACCCACCUCCUCCUCCCCUCCCAGUACCCCCCUCUCCCCCACCCCUCCCCUCUCCGCUCUCUAACAUCACUCUUCCCACAGUCACAUGGCCCCAGAUAGAGCGCCUAGCAGCAGUGGAAACCAGCCCGGGGUUCCUGCCUCCCUGGCUGGUGUACCUCCCGGUCUCCCCAUGCCUGCAGCACGCCUCCUUCCUCCUCUUCUCCGCGUUUUUCAUCGUCUGCACUCUUUCCCACCUCCUCAUCCUCCCGAAACCCAAACCCACACACCCCCCGAGCCGCUCUCCUUCCGCUCCUUCCUCCUCCUCUUCCUCCACCUCUUCCGCUCCUCCCGCCUCUUCUGCCUCUGCCUCUUCCUCCUCCGUUAACCCUUCCCCCUCCGCCUUAUCCUCCUCUCGAGUACCAAGCUUGAGGACGACAACCGAAGAGGCUGAAGAACCAGAUGUUACCACAGCAGCAGAGGCACACUGGGAAGCAGGGGCAGGGCACUGGCUCUCUCUCUUCCUCUCCCUCCUCCUCUCCGUCUCCUGGGCGAUUCUGAUUCUCUCCGGGCUCCUAUCCACUCUCAUAUACCCCGCUGCUGGCAGCAAGCACAGGGCGUAUCCACACGACCUGGCCUAUGCAGCCGGCCAGGUGGUAACCUGGUUACUAGCGCUCUGCGUGUUACUGCUGUACGGCAAGCGAAGGGACAGAAGCCUCGUGGGUUCGGCUAGGGUUUGGCUGUUUGCCAAUGCCGGUGCGGUGCUGCUGCUUUCUGCUGGUGUGGCGCUAAGGUUUGGCUCCCCUGGAGGGUUGAGGACAGUAGUAGGAAGUGCAGAAGUGGAGGGUACAGCACACAAAGGUGCCUUUGGGGAUGAGGCGUCUGCUUUAGAUAGCACAGGGGCCUUUGGAGUGUGGAGCGAUUUUCUCACACUAGUUACCCUCCCAGUGGCUCUUUUCUUUGGGGUGAUUGCGGUCAACGGACGUCCGGGAUGGGCUUUGCCUGGGGCGCAAUCUCAGCCGUCGGAUGUAGAAUCUAUCGAAGAUGGGUUGCGGACGCCGUUGCUGAGCGGUGCAGGAGCAACCAGAGAAGGCCACGUGGCAGAGAAGCCUAAGAAGCAGCAUCGGAAAUCGAUUCUCUCUAGAGAGUCAGUAGGGGGUUCAGGAGAAGCAGAGGAGGGGGGGAAUCGGCGGCGUUCACACUUGGAACAGUUGAAAGAUGAGGAGGAGGAAGAGAGGAAUCCGCAGCAGCAGCAGGAGCCCCCUGUGACCCUCUAUGCCUCUGCUGAUUGGCUCUCAGCGCUCACGUUCGGGUGGGUCUCGCCGUUCCUGGAGGCAGGCUCGGAGAAGACCGUGGCUGUAGAGGACGUGCCGAGCCUAAGGGCGUGCGACCGCGCCGAAGCUAACUUCCGAUCCUUCGAUGCGAGCUGGGCGAGGCAGAUUGCUGCGGCCGAAGCUACCGAAGCUGCGGCAGCAGAUAGGGACAGAGGAACAGGCUCCAUUGUCAGUCUCCCUUGCUCACUCGCUCAGGCGUUCUCUUGUGAAAACCUUUGCUUGGUUCUCUAUCGAUGCGCCUCCGCCCUUUCCUCCUGCAUUCUAUACGCCAAAUCCUCCCUCUCCUCGCUGUUUAGCUCACCUUACGCAGACUGCAAGGCAGAGGGGACUGUAGAGAAGGGGGAGCAGGAGGGGGAGGGGGAGGAGCAGAGCAACCCCAAGGCGACGGUAACCAGGGCUCUCUGGGAGUGUUUCUGGCGGCCGCUGGUGCUGACAGGUGCCCUGGCGCUGGGCAAGACGGGGGUGAUGUAUGCCGGGCCGCUGCUGCUCAACAGCUUUGUGGCGUUCGCUGCGGGGGAGAGGGCGAUCCCAGGGGAGGGCGUGCUGCUCGUGCUGGCCCUGUUUCUUUCCAAGGCAUCAGAAAUCGUGCUGGAGCACCAGUUCAACUUCAGAUCAGAGGUGCUUGGGCUGGAUAUCAAAGCAGCCCUGGUUGGCGCUCUCUACCGCAAGGGGCUGCGGCUGUCGAGCAAAGCGAAGCAGAGACACACGAUAGGGGAGAUCGUCAACUACAUGUCCACGGAUGCACAGCGCCUGGCCGACCUCAUGUGGGAGCUGCACAACAUCUGGGUGCUGCCGCUGCAGAUCGUCUGCGCUCUUGUCAUCCUCUUCAAUGUUGUUGGCAUCAGCAUGCUCGCAGGACUGGGCGUGAUGUUAGCAGUGAUGCUCGCCAACCUAGCAGUGGCCUCAGGAAUCCACCGGUUCAUCACGGCAAUAAUGUCCGCAAAGGACGCGCGCAUGAAAGCCACCUCUGAGGCCCUCUCCUCAAUGAAGAUCAUCAAGCUCUACGCCUGGCAGCAGCACUUCCAGGCGAAAAUUCAGUCCCUUAGGGACUCCGAAGCCUCCUGGCUGGUCAGAUUCAUGGCAUACGCAGCAGUCAACAUCUUCCUCCUCUGGCUCACCCCGCUCGCCGUCUCCGUCGCGACGUUUGGCACGAUGAUCGCCCUCGGGGUGCCGCUGACCCCCGGGUCGGUGUUCACUGCGAUCGCGACGUUUCGGAUUCUCCAGGAGCCGUUGAGGUCGUUCCCCUCGGUGAUCAGCGCGGUGACUCAAGCUAUGGUCUCGCUGAAGAGGCUGUCGAGGUUCCUGUCGGAUGAGGAGCUGCAGUGGGAUGCGGUGGAGAGCGUUGGGAGGGGGGAAGGAGGGGAUGGGGAGGGGGGCGAGGGACUGGUGAGGGGUGGUGAGAGAUUGAAUGGGGGUGAUUCUGGAGUUGGACUUGGAAGCGGCCAGCAGCAGGGGGGGGAGAAGGAGGGGGAGAGGGAGGGGGAGAGGGAGGGGGAGAGGGAGGGGGAGAAGGAGGGGGAGAGGGAGGGGGAGAAGGAGGGGGAGAGGGAGGGUGAGAAGGAGGGGGAGAGGGAGGGGGAGAAGGAGGGGAAGAGGGAGGGGGAGAAGGGGAAGGGGGAGGUGGAGAGUGAGAAUGGGGGGAGGGAGGAGUCUUCGGGGAGGGGGAAGGAGGAGCAAGAGGAGGGGGAGAGGCAGAAGCAGGGAGAGGUGGGGCCGGACGUGGUGGUUCGGAUUGAGAGGGCUACGUUCAGCUGGGAUGCAGACCCACAGAAGCCCACGUUGACUGACGUUGACCUGGAGAUUAGGCGGGGAAUGAGAGUGGCCGUCUGUGGGACCGUGGGGGCGGGCAAAUCCUCCCUGCUGUCGUGCAUCCUGGGGGAGGUGCCAAAGCUGCAAGGGAAGGUGUUUGUUGCGGGCCCCACAGCCUACGUCCCCCAGUCCGCGUGGAUCCAGAACGCCACCAUUCGGGACAAUAUUUUGUUCGGCCAACCACUAGACCGCCCGCGCUACCAGGCGACCCUGCAGCAGUGCGCGCUGGUGGCUGAUCUGCGGCUGUUCCCCCGGGGGGACGAGACGCAGAUAGGAGAGCGAGGGGUGAACCUGUCGGGCGGCCAGAAGCAGCGCAUCCAGCUGGCCAGGGCGAUGUACGCCGGGGUGGGGAUGGGUGCAGAGGUUUAUCUGCUGGACGAUCCCUUCAGUGCCGUGGACGCCCACACGGGAUCAGAGCUCUUCAUGGAGUUCGUGCUCAAGGGCCUGGCUGGCAGGUCUGUCAUCCUGGUGACGCACCAAGUGGAGUUCCUUCCCGCUGCUGACCUCAUCCUGGUGAUGAAGGAAGGGCGCAUAGUGCAGGCAGGAAGAUACGACCAGCUGCUGGCAGAGGGCACUGACUUCUCUGCCCUGGUGGAAGCACACACGGACGCGCUGGAGAGUGUUGGAACAGCCACUGCCGCUGCUGCUACAACUGCUGCCGCUGCCGUUGCUGCUGCUGCCGAUGCAGCAGCUGCUGCUUCAGCUUCUUCCUCUGCUCCUGCUCCGGCUGCUGCUGCUGCUGCUCCUGCUGCUCCUGCUGCUGCUGCUACUGCUGCUGCUGCUGCUGCUGCUGCUGGCCUCGCAUGCGCAGCUUCGGAAGGCGUCCGAUCCCAUGCUCCUGCACACAGCAUCCCCAGAGUCCCACCAGAUCCUAGAUAACAUGGACAUAGGGGACUUGGGUGGGAAUUCUGUUGGUGUUUCCGGUGCUGCUGGUGCUGGUGGUGGUGCUUUUGGGGGGGCUAUAGGGGAGGAUGGGGAUGGGCAGUUGAUUAGUGACGAGGAGAGGGAGUCCGGGCGGGUUUCCUUGUCCGUAUACUGGCACUGGCGUGGCAGGCGCUGCAGAUCGGAUCUGACUGGUGGCUCGCCACGUACAGCUCAGCAGACUCGGGAAACAGCUCAGCAGGGGCAGGCUACACGUCAGCAGGAACGGGGUACACGUCAGCAGGGGGCUGAAUACAGCUCUGCAGCGGCCGGGUUAAGUAGCAGUGUUCUGAGCAACCUCACCUCUGCUCUCUCCUCUCCUUUCGCCUCUAAUC
This is a messenger RNA of Closterium sp. NIES-67, 5331 nucleotides long. The record is from the annotation of a GenBank genome assembly. NCBI's taxonomy places the organism in Eukaryota, Viridiplantae, Streptophyta, Zygnematophyceae, Desmidiales, Closteriaceae.